AUGGCUACAGCAAGUUGGCGACUGCUGAAGGGCAAGACCGCCUGCAUCACGGGAGGCACAACCGGGAUCGGUCGUGGUAUCACACUCGAAUACCUGAAACAGGGAGCCAAUGUCGCGGUUAACCACUUGGGCCUCCGCAGCGACGAGAAGCACAGGCUCACCUUAAUCGAAGAAGCUCAAAAGAUUCGUGAUACCGCCCCCAAGGAUUCGCCCACGGGGGAGCUGAUAGAACUUGCUGGAGAUGUAACCGAUCCCAGUACUGGUAAAGCUCUUGUCGGCGCAGCGGUGAAGAAUUGGGGUGGACUUGACAUUUUCAUUGCCAAUGCCGGUAUAUUCAAACCAGCUGAAUUUCUGACGCUCGAAAAGGAGGUUUUUGACAAGACAAUGCAUGUCAACGUCAAUGGUGCAUUCUACUGCUGUCAAGCAGCAGCCAACCAAAUGGUCAAGCAAGGCCGUGGGGGUUCAAUCAUUGGCAUCUCUUCCAUCAGCGCACUACAAGGGGGAGGACUGCAGACACACUAUACACCAACAAAGGCUGCAGUUUUGUCAAUGAUUCAGUCAAUGGCAGUUGCACUAGCUAAGCACCGUAUCAGGUGCAAUGCUCUGCUUCCGGGCACUAUUCACACUCAGCUGGCUGAAGAGGACAUGCAAAACGAGCAGAAGCGAAAGUAUUUGGAGCAGCGUAUUCCGAUGGGUGUGGGAAAGCCACAUGAUCUGGCCGGGCCGGCCGUGUUCUUGGGUUGCGAGCAUCUCAGCGGGUUUAUGACGGGGUCCCAGAUGCUGGUAGAUGGCGGCAUGUAUGUCCAUUUACAAUAG
Colletotrichum spaethianum is the source of this 816-nucleotide messenger RNA. RefSeq names its product L-rhamnose-1-dehydrogenase. Gene Ontology annotation, molecular function: oxidoreductase activity, acting on the CH-OH group of donors, NAD or NADP as acceptor. The record is from RefSeq and is a predicted model, not a curated record. NCBI's taxonomy places the organism in Eukaryota, Fungi, Ascomycota, Sordariomycetes, Glomerellales, Glomerellaceae. The coding region runs from base 1 to 816 and encodes 271 amino acids. The transcript has 2 exons.